UCAUCUAAUUAGUUAUUUACGUAUUUUAUGAAUAUAAAUAUCAAUUCUACAACAAAGUUCCGAUUCCCAUAAAGUUCGUGAAAAUAACUAUGUCAAAAGUGAAGUGUUAUUCAGAGUGCUACCAAAGGCUGUCUUAAAGAAUAAUGGAAGAAGAUGAUACUGACUCCGACCGUACGGUUCUACUGAGGGACUUUAUCAGUAAGCCACAGAAAGUCGAGCUCAAAAGGCGUAGAUUGAGCGAAUUACAAGAAAGAGGCAAGAAACCAGACCAAAGCAAUAAUGAAAAUACCACACCAAGUAAUGUAAGUAAUAACAAACACUUUGAUGUACCAAAGAAUAAUUCUGUUGGUAAGAACUGGCUUCUGACAAGAUAUUUUUCAAGCAUUGGUAAACCUUUUGGUGCUAAAACACUAAAUAAUGCUUCUGAUAUUCAACAAAGUGACAACUUGCGCGAAAAUCUGCCUAAGUACGCACCAGAUUCUCAAGCAUUAAACAAAAAUACACCGAAAUCUGAUAAUGAUAUCAUAUGUCUUGAUUCGGAUGAAGACAUUGAUGAAACACUAAGAAGUGAAAAUCCUCAAAACCAAGAAACAAAUGGCGAGGUUUCAUCACGUGUAACAAAAUUAAAAGUGCUCAAGCCUUCGGCGUUUAAUGCUCGCACAGCUACUACCAUCGUUUUUGAAACUCAAAAAAUGCAAGAAAAUGAACCUGCCAGACUUAAAGUCUUGAAACCUUCUAUGAUUAACGCACGAAGAGCAACGACAAAUUUUGAAGACAAUGUAGAAUAUAAUUCGAGCAAUGGAAAAGAAAACGUAGAAAGAGAACAUGGAAAUGUGUCGAAUAAUGAUAACAAACAAAUUGAUAAAGAUGGUUUGAGAAUAUCUUGUAGAUUGUCUCCAUCAGAAAGUAAUAUCCGUAAUAUUACCAAUAGUCCUAGUUCAGGCACUAAUACCGGUACAUGUGCUACGCAAGGUGAAGAUAAUCGAACAUCUGUAGUAACCGUGGCAAACAACAUGUCAAAUACUGAUACUUCUGAUACUACUAUCGUAGGUAAACUUUUCCAACAAGACGCAGAAAAAAAUACCGUGUCAAACGUAAAAGCAAAUAAGCGAUUCAGUAAUAACGAAACAAAAAUGGAUUCCAAGCGAAUUAAAAUGAAUGUGGAGCCAGAAUGCUUAAUUAAACAACAUGAACAGGUGACCAACAAAAAAUCUCAAGAGAUUGCGGAAAUAAGUGAGUCCCAUGGGGAGCAUGUGUCGCACGAAGAAAUAAUGAAUCUUACAAAUAACCCAGCAAGAUGUAAUGAAAAUACUGUAAAUAAAUCAAUCGUAAACAGCGUACGCGAAGAGAGUAAGCUAAAAGAACAUGUAUUGCCUGGGAUACAAGAUUCUAGAAAAAUAGAAGAUGAGCAUGUAAUAAAUGAAGCACAUAUAAAUGUACAAACUUCAAAUAAGGAACUUGGCAAGCAAGACGCCAGGAACGCAAAAAAUUGUAAUCCACGUGUAGAGCAAGGCAGCAAAAUGCAAGAAAAUCGAGAUGUAAACAAAAUAGAAGAUACACUUAAUACGAGUAAAGAUCGUGUACAUGCAAACGAUAGCGAUGCGGCAAGCAAAGUACAGAAUCAGCAAUAUUCUGAUAUUCACAAAACCAGCACAAUCCAAGAUGUUAUCACUACAAAUGAAAUUCAAGUGAAGCAAAAGUCAACAAAUCAAGUUCAUAAUCCAACCAUAUAA
Molecule: messenger RNA, 1733 nt
Organism: Leguminivora glycinivorella
Lineage: Eukaryota; Metazoa; Arthropoda; Insecta; Lepidoptera; Tortricidae
Product: ras guanine nucleotide exchange factor P-like
Exons: 3
Coding region: 144-1733 (529 amino acids)
Source: RefSeq, a predicted model, not a curated record